AAGAUAGAGACUACCAUGUUGCGCACGCAAACGAGAGAGAGAGAGAGAGAGAGGAGAGAGAGAGACCACCGCCAAUAUGAUUGCUCGAUCACUUGUUCUCAGUAGUAAAGCAAAGUUCGACGAGAGAGUUGGUUUGUCGUACAUUUUUGGAGCGAAACACAAACUCGAGGGGAAAAGAAAUUUUUGUUUGUUUUCACGUAUAUCGUAAUUGUGAGUAAAAAAUCUUGUGCCUCCGAGGAAUGGCGGCUACCAAAGACGACAGCACCGACAGUGUGCAAUUCUUCGAAGGAGUGGAGAAACUCCUUGAGAUUUGGUUCACAAGCAGCAGCAGCAUAAACAGAAAGCAGGGCGAUCUCAGGCAGAUUCCUCAAUGGAAGUGGCAAUCGUUGCUAAAAAUUGUUCGUUGCGAGAUCAUUAGCAUUUGUCACACAGAGCAUGUGGAUGCUUAUGUCCUCAGUGAAAGUAGCAUGUUCCUAUCAAAGCGUAGACUUAUUCUCAAAACAUGUGGUACCACUACUCCCCUUCAAUGUUUGGAGCCUCUUUUGGAACUUGUGAAGGAAUAUACUGGCUUCGAAGAAGUAGAGAAUGUAUUUUAUUCAAGAAAAAAUUACAAAAAGCCAGAGCUUCAAAUAUCUCCUCAUCAAGCAUUUGAAGAAGAAGUUGCUUUACUUGAUACAUUCUUCUCUGAUGGAGAAGCUUAUUGCUUAGGUUCUGUAGAUUCAGAUUGUUGGUAUUUAUACACUUUGAACAAAGAGAAGUCUGUAGAUGAACCCUCAGAACCAGAUCAAACUUUAGAAAUCCUAAUGACUCAUUUAGAUCCAGAAGUAAUGGCUCUUUUCACUAGAGAUGUAUGCUCUUCUGCUGACGAAGCAACUCAAAAAUCGGGAAUUGAUAAACUUAUCCCAAACAUGAUUAUAGAUGAUUUUCUGUUUGAACCAUGUGGAUAUUCAAUGAAUGGAGUAUCUAAAAAUGGAAAUUAUAUGACUAUUCAUAUUACACCAGAACUAGAGUUCUCGUAUGUCUCAUUUGAGAGUAACAUUCCAGAAACUUCGUAUGAGGAAGUAAUACGACGUGUACUAAACACAUUCAAGCCGAAAAAAUUUGUUGUAACCAUCUUUGCUAACAAAGAAUCAAUCGCUGCUAGUUGCCCACGUGACUUAGAGCAAACUGAUUAUCUGAAAGAUUCUGGUGAUUGGCUACGUACAGAUGUGCAAUAUUGCCGCUUCAAGAAUUAUGAUUUGACUUGUGCAUUUUAUUCAAGAUUCCCAAGCUGAGGGUUCAUAGACGCUUCAUUCGGACCUAACCAAUUAGGAACUAAUGAAGCGCUUAUUAAUAAUUCUAUCAUUUCUCAAACUUCCUUUUCUUUUUCCGUAAAUGAAACAAACAAACAUAAUCAAUCUAUAAAACGUAUAUUAAA
This is a messenger RNA of Frieseomelitta varia, 1417 nucleotides long. RefSeq names its product S-adenosylmethionine decarboxylase proenzyme (gene SamDC). Gene Ontology annotation, molecular function: adenosylmethionine decarboxylase activity. Gene Ontology annotation, cellular component: cytosol. NCBI's taxonomy places the organism in Eukaryota, Metazoa, Arthropoda, Insecta, Hymenoptera, Apidae. Bases 240 to 1274 code for a protein of 344 amino acids. The transcript is spliced from 6 exons. Gene Ontology annotation, biological process: spermine biosynthetic process; spermidine biosynthetic process. The record is from RefSeq and is a predicted model, not a curated record.